AUGCGAAAACUCACGAACUUCGUCAGGUCGCUCUUCUCCAUCGCGUACUUGGCCUUGAUCGUGCUUACGGUGCCCCUAGCAUUUGACUUGGGCGGUGUUGAGUGUGGGCUCACAUACUCCCUCACCAUUGUGGUGCUAUACUUUCUUCUCACGUCUGUCAGGCUUCUUUGCAAGCGGUUCCCCGUGCUCAAGCUCUUGGUCCCGCUCUACUAUGCCCAGCACGUGUUUCUACCGAGUAUCUUGAUGUACAUCAUUCUGUACUGCCAGAACCAGAACAGCAGGUCUUACUUUGCUGUGGUGGCCGUGUGGCGCUACAUUUUGGUCCACCUGACCCCAGUGUUCACCAUUGCCGAGGGUUUUUGCUCGUUGCUUUUGCUCCAGGCGAUUUCCCAGACGUUGGACUGGCUCACUUUGUACAAGUCUGAUAGCUGGCUCUUUGUUUCGUUAAUAGGCUCCGGGUUCACCAUCACAGGCGCCUUGUACUUCUUGUACAGAAUCUACGUGUUGCCCUUCACUAUUGAGUUGGGCAGCGCCUCGCUUCUAGGCUCCUUUUUGACGUUGACCAUCGGGCUCGGUUUUUAUGGAAUUGUUUCCGGAAAGGGCUCCAUGAUCGAGUCCUCCUUGUUGUUUGCCUACAUUGUGCGCUGCAUCUACGAGAUGUUCCCUCUGCUCUCGGAUAACGCUGCUCAGACAUUGACCCACCUCUUCACCCAGACGAAAAUCAAUUUGCAAAACGAGAUCCCCAGGCUCCCUCCGCCUCUCACAAAUACCAUACUGGCUGUGCUCCCCUUCUUGGCACAAAACUUACCGGGCUCUUUCAAAACGAUAUGGGACUUCUUUCUUUCUUCGGCUGAAAAGCUCACCUUACCGUUGGUUGUGAAUUUGGCCUACAGAAUUGGUGUCUUCUACGCCGCUACAAAGAUCAUCCCCUCCUUAUAUCAUCGCCUACCGUAUUCUCCGCCAAGAACACCUCCGCACAUCAGCUCACGCCUGUCAUCAUCCGCAUCCAUUUCCCCCAUCUCUCUGAGCUCUUCUACGUCUCUGCAAGCAAACGAGAAAGGCAACGAGCGUCUAAAGAUCAACCGCGCCCGUGCAAGGGCUCGUCCAUCCACUACAAUAAGGUUGAUCUAUGCAUACUCCCCUUGCAUCAUUAUUGCCGUUUACACUCAUAUGAUGCUUCUGUAUAAUGGGGAGCUUGGCUCCGAGCUCAAGCUCUGGGGCUGGUGGGCUUCUGCCCCGAAGGAUAUGGUGAUCAUCGUGCACCCUUGGCAAUUCUGGAACUGGGUCAAAAUGGGCACCACUCUUCUACUCUACAUGUUAGAAUUAUCUGGCGACUCGAGCUCGGCCAUGACUAGCCACUGGCUGGUGAAUUGA
Molecule: messenger RNA, 1374 nt
Organism: Candidozyma auris
Lineage: Eukaryota; Fungi; Ascomycota; Pichiomycetes; Serinales; Metschnikowiaceae
Exons: 1
Coding region: 1-1374 (457 amino acids)
Biological process (GO): endoplasmic reticulum inheritance; septin ring assembly
Cellular component (GO): perinuclear endoplasmic reticulum; cortical endoplasmic reticulum; endoplasmic reticulum membrane
Source: RefSeq, a predicted model, not a curated record